Aureococcus anophagefferens is the source of this 1059-nucleotide messenger RNA. RefSeq lists its product as hypothetical. The record is from RefSeq and is a predicted model, not a curated record. The annotation marks the transcript as partial. The transcript has a single exon. Gene Ontology annotation, biological process: protein phosphorylation; intracellular signal transduction. Gene Ontology annotation, molecular function: ATP binding; MAP kinase activity. Lineage: Eukaryota; Pelagophyceae; Pelagomonadales; Pelagomonadaceae. Gene Ontology annotation, cellular component: cytoplasm; nucleus.
UCUGGUAAGCAAGUUGCGAUCAAAAAGGUGGCGAGCGCCUUCGAGGACAUGGUAGAUGCCAAGCGUAUGCUCCGGGAGGUGAGGCUUAUGCGCCAAUUCAAUCACCCCAAUGUGGUCAAGUUAUAUGACAUAAUGGAACCUCCUUACAUCGAGGAUUUCGAAGAUUUGUAUAUAGUUACUGAACUCAUGUCAACAGAUUUGCAGAAGAUCCUCUAUUCCAAAACGAAACUUUCAGAAGAGCAAAUGCAGUAUUUGCUCUAUCAGCUCGUAGCGGGCAUGAACUAUAUCAACUCAGCUUCUGUUUUACACCGUGACCUAAAACCGUCAAACUUACUCAUUGACAUCCAGACGUGCAAUUUACAGAUUUGUGACUUCGGCCUUGCACGCGGCACCGCUGGCCAGAAAGACGCAAUAGAGGAUGCACCAGCAACGCAGGGCCUGCCAAUUAUGCAACCCACCCCAGAGGCAGCGAGCACGGAGCAGCAGGAAUACACAGAAUACGUCGUGACUAGGUGGUACCGAGCGCCCGAGAUCAUGCUCGGCUUCCACGCCUACGACCAGGCUAUUGAUAUGUGGUCAAUUGGUUGCAUAUUUGGCGAAAUGCUUCUUUUGCAGCCGGUGUUUCCCGGUAAUGACUACAUUCACCAACUCAAGUUGAUUGUAAAAAUGUUGGGUCGCCCACUGCAGGAAGAUCUUUGGUUUGUUUCCAACCAGAAUGCGAUGAAUUUCAUGCUACAACUCCCCGACUAUAGACCUCAAGUCCUUAAAACCAAAUUCCAUAAUGUGAACAAUACCGAUGCCCUCAGCCUCCUCGCAUUGAUCCUCGUAUUUGAUCCGAAGAAGCGUAUUUCCCUCCACGAUGUUUUUCAGCAUAAAUACAUCGAGGAGUUCCGUGAACACGAGCUUGAGCAAGAUGCAGACUUUCAUGUCAAGAUUGAUGAUGUUGAGACGACAAAAUUAAACAAGAAGAGCCUACAAAGAAUGCUAUACGGUGAAAUCCGGGCUUUUCAUCGCCAGGCACCUCCUGACCAUGGUGUCGAAGAUGAGAUUAAGGACUAA